Molecule: messenger RNA, 738 nt
Organism: Penicillium manginii
Lineage: Eukaryota; Fungi; Ascomycota; Eurotiomycetes; Eurotiales; Aspergillaceae
Product: trafficking protein particle complex subunit 5
Exons: 3
Coding region: 1-738 (245 amino acids)
Biological process (GO): endoplasmic reticulum to Golgi vesicle-mediated transport
Cellular component (GO): TRAPPIII protein complex; TRAPPII protein complex; TRAPPI protein complex
Source: RefSeq, a predicted model, not a curated record
AUGGCGGCACCGCCCAGGCACGUCUCCAUGCUCUCCAUCAGCAAUAGCAACGCCGGUACCCCCCCAGUCCGCAUCAAGCGACAAACCACAGACUCCGCAGCCACCUUCAACUCCACAGCAGGCCUCUGGUCUUCGCAUCUCAACCGCAGCCGCAAUGCAGAGCUCAGCCGGGCGAGCUUCGCCUACCUUUUCGCAGAGAUGGUCACAUAUGCCCAGCGGAGGGUAACAGGUAUCCAAGACUUGGAAAAAAGAUUAAAUGAACAAGGAUAUCCUCUUGGCCUUCGCCUUCUUGACCUUCUCUUUUAUCGUUCUACCUCCACCUCCUCCUCUGCUCUCUCCAGCUCAUCGACCUCAUCAUCCCCACCAAACCGUCCUCUCCGGAUCCUCCCCCUCCUCCAUCUCAUCCACGGUCCACUAUGGAGACUCCUCUUCCAGCGUUCCGCCGAUGCCCUCGAACAUUCCGUGUCACCAGAUACCCCCAACGAAUACAUGAUCACCGAUAACGAUCCCCUAGUCAAUACGUAUAUCAGUGUUCCACGCGAGAUGAACAUGCUCAACUGCGCAGCAUACAUUGCUGGUGUCAUUGAGGGGGUCUGUGAUGGAUGCGGCUUCGAGGCCAAGGUUUCGGCUCAUAACCAACCUACAGAGAUGUGGCCUAGCCGCACAGUUUUCUUGCUACGUUUUGGCGAUAGCGUGAUGGAAAGGGAGAAGGUACUUGAGCGCUCUGGUAUCAAAUAA